ACUGCUGACAGCCUUCAGUUGUUUCUGUAACAACAGGAAGUGCACUCACUUGGAGUAGUCUGAAUUGAAAAUGUUGAAGAGAAAACCAUCCAAUGCUUCAGAGAAGGAGAAACAUCAAAAACCAAAGCGCAGCAGCAGUUUUGGGAAUUUCGAUCGUUUUCGGAAUCAUUCCAUUUCAAAACCAGAUGAUUCAACUGAGGUGUAUGAAGGGGAAUCCAUAAAUGAAAAUGGAGAACAAAAUAAAACUUCAAAUAAUGGAGGAGGUUUAGGGAAAAAAAUGAGAGCUAUUUCCUGGACAAUGAAGAAAAAAGUGGGUAAAAAAUACAUCAAAGCGCUUUCUGAGGAAAAGGAUGAGGAGGAUGGAGAGGAUACCCUCCCGUACCGGAACAGUGACCCAAUGAUUGGAUCUCACACAGAGAAGAUCUCCCUCGAAGCCAGUGACUCCAUGGAUAGUCUCUACAGUGGGCGGAGUUCAUCAAGUGGAGUCACAAGUUGUUCAGAUGGUACAAGUAACCGGGACAGUUUUCGACUUGAUGAUGAUGGCCCAUACUCUGGACCAUUCUGUGGCCGUGCCAGAGUACAUACUGAUUUUACACCAAGCCCCUAUGACACUGACUCCCUCAAAAUCAAGAAAGGAGACAUAAUAGACAUUAUCUGCAAAACACCAAUGGGGAUGUGGACAGGAAUGCUGAACAAUAAGGUGGGAAACUUCAAAUUUAUUUAUGUGGAUGUCAUCUCAGAAGAGGAAGCAGCCCCCAAGAAAAUAAAGGCACACCGAAGGAGUGGAAAGGAAAAACCCAAGACUCUGCAGGAGUUCUUACAGAGGAUUGACCUUCAGGAAUAUACCUCAACACUGUUACUCAACGGUUAUGAGACCCUAGAAGAUUUAAAGGAUAUAAAAGAGAGUCAUCUCAUUGAAUUAAACAUUAAAAACCCAGAAGACAGGAUGAGGUUACUAUCAGCUGCUGAAAAUCUCCUUGAUGAAGAAACUAUUCAAGAGCAAGAAAAUGAAUCUGUGCCCCUAUCCUUAAGCCCAGACACCUCCUUAAAUAAGUCACAGUUAGAGGACUGCCCAAGGGACUCUGGUUGUUAUAUCUCAUCAGAAAAUUCAGAUAAUGGCAAAGAAGAUGUGGAGUCUGAAAAUCUCUCUGACAUGGUACAGAAGAUUACUAUCACAGAGCCAAGUGACUGAAUACACAUUCUCAACUUUAUAUCUACAGACACAUUCCACUUUAAUUCUAUUUGAGCUAAAAGAUCAAAUAGGAGAGAAAGAGAAGUAUUUGCGAAUACAACCUGAAGUUAAAAUAUUUUAAUCAGAAUGAUUUUACACAAAAGUUCAUGUCUCCAACAUUCCCAAUUAUUGUAAAUAGUAUGUAUAUUUAUUAUUUUGAAUGCUACAUGUUAAUAUUUCAUUUGCCUGUAUGAGAAGAGGUAUGGUGUAAGUCUUUGGUGUGUGUGCGAUAAGAUUUAUUCAUCUUUAUUUUCUAAGUGCAACAUGAAAAAUUCUGCAGGGAAAACUCAUUUUCUCAUCCCUGCCAGUUUUGAACUUAUGUACGUUAUUGAACAAAUAGUAAUGGAGAGAGUAUCUGUAUAACCAAUUGUCCAAGCAGCAGUUACACUCAUUUUUAUACUUAAUAGGAAAGUGUGAGUUGAUACUGGAGACAUUUUCUCUUGAUCCAGAGUGGAGUUUUAGUAAUUAUUUUUUGUUGAUUUCUUCACUGUUAUCUGCUAUAAAAGAAGAGUUAACAAGAUGUUGUCAAUUCUUAUUUAGUAAAACUAAUUUUAAUAAUUGUACAGAUGUUUCAUUUUUAAUUAUAAAUAUUUUAAAUUUUGAAAUAGCCUAAUUUUAAUAACAAAAAGAACUAGGUGCAUUUACUCUUUUCCACA
Messenger RNA from Lynx canadensis (Canada lynx), 1887 nucleotides. RefSeq names its product SAM domain, SH3 domain and nuclear localization signals 1 (gene SAMSN1). The record is from RefSeq and is a predicted model, not a curated record. The coding region runs from base 71 to 1192 and encodes 373 amino acids. The transcript has 8 exons. Lineage: Eukaryota; Metazoa; Chordata; Mammalia; Carnivora; Felidae. Gene Ontology annotation, molecular function: protein binding.